AUGAGUCCCCUGUCAUGGCUUCUUCCUAGCGGAAAGAUCACGCUUCAUCACUCACAGAAUAACCAGCUUCUACUGACAAAGAAGGCUAGCAGCGAGGAUGGUAAAGAGACGCAGGUGACGCUGGCGGAGUUAUGCCGCCUAGCCACGCCUUCAACCUGCCAGCUCAACCCACUCCUCUUCAACGGACACCUGCAGACCGCCUGGACGACCGUCAAGAACAUCGACAUCCCCAUUUACUACAAGCGGAAGAUUUUUGAGGCCGAAAAUGCCUACUAUAGUGGCCAAUUCGCCAUCGACUUCGUAGUGCCCCCUUACGAGACCCCCACCAGUGAUGAGGCAACAGAUAAGGAUAGGAUUUUCACCCUCCCAUCCGGGCUGCCGGCGCGUACAUCUUUCUUCACGGCGGAGGAAUUUGCUGCCUUGCCUUCGGACGAUAAUAGGCCUAUGCUUAUAGCGUUGCAUGGUUUGACGGGUGGCUCCUAUGAGCUCUAUCUGCGGCAUGCGCUCGCUCCUCUUGUGCUGGGGGAUGGCGGCUGGGAAGCUUGCGUCCUCAAUGCUAGAGGCUGCGCGCAGACCAAGAUUUCCAGUGGCGUCUUGUUCAAUGCGCGCGCAACGUGGGAUCUCCGUCAGGCCGUGAGGUGGCUGCGCAAGACGUUCCCGAAUCGUCCGCUCUUCGGCAUUGGAUUCUCACUCGGAGCGAAUAUCCUGACGAAUUAUCUCGGAGAGGAAGGCGAGAACUGUCAACUCAAAGCGGCCGUAAUCUGCGCGAACCCUUGGAACCUCGAACUUACCAGCCAUGCCUUGCAACAAUCAUGGCUGGGCCUAGAAGUCUAUUCCAAAACGAUGGGCGCAAACCUGAAAAGGCUAUUCAAUCAGCACGCCGAAGAGGUAUCGAAAAAUGCACGUCUGGACGUCGAAGCUGUGCAGAAGGUCAAAUAUAUUCAUGAGUUUGACAGCUGGGGCUAUCCAACUGAGGGAGCCUACUACCGGGACGCAUCUUCCGUGGAUUCUUUGUUAGCGAUCCGGGUUCCAUUCCUUGCAAUCAAUGCCGAAGACGAUCCUAUCUCCGUCAAAGAAGCCAUACCGUAUAAUGAGUUCGCCCAAACUCCAUACGGAGUGUUGUUAACUACCUCCUGGGGCGGUCAUCUCGGCUGGUUCGAGAUUGGAGGAUCCCGAUGGUUUACGAAGCCGGCGGCAAACUUCCUGAAUCUGAUGGCCAAGGAGAUCGACCUUAACGCUCCCUUUGUCCCAGAGAACAAAGAGAUGCUGUACGGUCGACCAGUCGCCAAUGGCAGCGCGAACAAAGACGUGGACAAGUCGCCGAAGCCUGAAUUCGACCCCAUGCGUCGCAAGAUGUAUAUGAGCAUGGAUUAG
Messenger RNA from Rasamsonia emersonii CBS 393.64, 1374 nucleotides. RefSeq lists its product as uncharacterized. Gene Ontology annotation, biological process: medium-chain fatty acid catabolic process; medium-chain fatty acid biosynthetic process. Gene Ontology annotation, molecular function: monoacylglycerol lipase activity; acetylesterase activity. The record is from RefSeq and is a predicted model, not a curated record. The transcript is spliced from 6 exons. Lineage: Eukaryota; Fungi; Ascomycota; Eurotiomycetes; Eurotiales; Trichocomaceae. Bases 1 to 1374 code for a protein of 457 amino acids.